AUGGCUUCCUCCGCGCGCCCGGACAAGCCUCCCAAUACUUCCAAGCUCGCCAGCCAAACGAAGGAACUCGUCCUGAACGUUUUUGAGUAUUUUAAUAAGGGUGAAUGUGAGUCCGUUCUCGACGCGGCGAAGAAGACUUCCGAGGCGACGCGGCUUUCGGAGAGAACGGUUCUGCAGAUCAGAGCUGAGGCCAGGAGGAGAGCCCCGAUUCGGCCCCGGUCUUGCCCCCAGCGAAGGGCUCCCAAGCGCACGACGAUCGGCGACGUCGACAAGGAUGCUCUGCGAAGGGCCAUCCUCGCCAUUUACGAAAGGGGAGACAUGCCAACCCUCAGUUCGCUGAUGGAGACGGUGAAGGAGCCGCCCCUGAACUUCAAGGGGAGCAGAUCAAGCCUUUGGCGAUUGAUGCAACACAUGGGGUUCAGGUACAAGAAAUUUUACAAAAACUGUGCUAUGCUGGUGGAACGGCCUCGCGUCGUAGCUGCCAGAAGCAAGUUCGUAAGGGAGCUGAGGACCAACCGAUGCAGCGAGAGCCCCAGACCAGAAAUUUACCUUGACGAGACCUGGAUUAACCAGAACAUGAAGGCCGACCAGGACUGGACCCACAAGGAAGGACUCGUGGGGGCCCGCACGAGAUGCAUGAAGGGUGGAACGUACAUAAUUGUCCAUGCAGGGAGUUCCGAAGGCUUCGUAAAGGGCGCGAUGUUCGUGUACAAAUCCAGGAUGGGAAGAAAAGGGGAUUACAGCGAUACGAUGGACAGCCACGCAUUUAAAAAGUGGUUUCAGGAGCAACUCUUGCCGAACAUCCCUCCCAGAUCACUCAUCAUUAUGGACAACGCCCCGUAUCACAACAUGGAGCUCCACAAAACCCCCUCAAUCAAUUCGGGAAAGGGGGAAAUCAUCAAAUGGCUAACAGAUAACUCCAUUCCCCACGAUUCCUCUCACACCAAAGCUGAACUUUUUCAACUGGUAAAACUGCACAAGGAAGAUACCCAUCGCUAUGUGACUGACGAACUCGCCACUGCCGCUGGGCACAAGGUUCUCCGCCUUCCUCAGUAUCACAGCCAGUUUAAUCCCAUCGAGUUGGUUUGGGUUCAGAUCAAAGACGAAGUCAAGAAGAAUUCGGAUAACUGGCAAUAUUUCAACAAACUUGGAGAGCUUAUAUUUCAGGCCAUUAAUCAUGUCACUCCCGAUGACUGGAUGAAAUACGUACAACAAACACGGGAGCUUCAAGAUGAAUACAUAAAAAAAGACCAUGCCUUUGAACACAUGUACGAGACAUUUUCUACUGAACUGACCGAUUCGGACUCCAGCAGCGAUGAAAGUGAUGAUCCUGAUUCCUGAAAUAAAGAUCCCCAGUCCCGAAAAAGACAAACGCAAAUUGUUAAAACAAGAAACAA
Penaeus chinensis is the source of this 1397-nucleotide messenger RNA. RefSeq lists its product as uncharacterized. NCBI's taxonomy places the organism in Eukaryota, Metazoa, Arthropoda, Malacostraca, Decapoda, Penaeidae. Gene Ontology annotation, molecular function: nucleic acid binding. The record is from RefSeq and is a predicted model, not a curated record. The transcript has a single exon. Bases 1 to 1341 code for a protein of 446 amino acids.